Nymphaea colorata (pocket water lily) is the source of this 2059-nucleotide messenger RNA. RefSeq names its product O-fucosyltransferase 36-like. NCBI's taxonomy places the organism in Eukaryota, Viridiplantae, Streptophyta, Magnoliopsida, Nymphaeales, Nymphaeaceae. The coding region runs from base 193 to 1914 and encodes 573 amino acids. The record is from RefSeq and is a predicted model, not a curated record. Gene Ontology annotation, biological process: protein O-linked glycosylation via fucose. Gene Ontology annotation, molecular function: peptide-O-fucosyltransferase activity. The transcript has 3 exons.
CACAUGAAGGGCACUGAAGUGACGCAACUGGACUGUGCGUACUUCUCAAUUCUCAUCUCAUUCCUUUGUAGUUCUUCAAGCUCACCCAUGGCGUCCUCCCUGCGCAAACCCUAGGUCUCGUUAUCUCAUUUGUUGACACCAUUCUUUUCCCUUGUAUAAGACAUCAGAUCCAGGUCUACGUUCUUUCAGGAAAUGAUGAUGGAGGGGGAUUCUGAUGGGGAGGACGACCGGCACCGGCUGAUUGAACGGCCACAAGAGGAAGUGAGGAAGAUCCAGCGGUCGAACUUCGAGAUCGGCGAGGAAGUUCGGAGAGUACCGAGAUUCCGGCCGUUCCGAACGAUCAACAAGUGGUACCUCGUGGCAAUCUUUGUUCCCGUCAUCCUCGUCGUCGUUUUUUUCUCAUUAGGCUCCAGCAAGUUGGUUGGAGAUUUCCCUUCUUUGAGUUUCAAGAGCGCUCCUUAUUCGGCUGCGGAUCGGAUGCGGGAAUCGGAGUUGAAGGCCCUCUACUUGUUAAGGCAGCAGAAACUGGGGUUUGCACGGCUAUGGAAUCUUACUUCAGUAAAUUCGCUGGCAUCAAAUGCUUCGCAUCUCUCCAGUUCCAAUUCCACUGCAAAUGUGAGUGACUCCGCUAAGAGUAAGGUGCAUGAGCCCUCGAUCUUGAUGGAUGAUCUCAGAUCUGAAUUGCUUAGCCAAAUUAGGAUAAAUGAAGAAAUUCAACACACAUUGCUAUCUUCUCAUGUAAGUGGGAACGAAUCUGAGUUCCUCGAGUAUGCUUCCCCUGAUUUUGACGUCAAUGGGGGGAACAUGAUUAAUAGAUGCAGAAAAGUAGAUUAUCCGGCGAACUUAAAGACGAUUGAAUGGAAACCAGACCCUAAGAAGUUUCUUUUAGCGAUCUGCAUAUCAGGACAGAUGUCGAACCAUUUAAUUUGCUUAGAGAAACACAUGUUCUUUGCAGCUCUUCUUGGCAGGACAUUGGUCUUCCCAAGCUCUAAAAUCGAUUAUCAAUACGAGAGGGUUUUGGAUAUCAAUCAUAUAAAUGACUGCUUCGGUGGGAAGGUUGUAUUGACGUUUGAAGAAUUUGCGGAGAAGAGAAAGGGUCGAUUGCAUAUAGAUAGGUUUAUCUGUUACAUCUCAAAUCCGCCUUGUUAUAUGGAUGAAGAUCAUAUAAAGAAACUGGAAAGAGUAGGCAUUUCUAUGGGCAAGCCGACGGCAGCAUGGCCUAAAGAUUCGGAGGAGAAUCGUCGAGCUGAUGAUAUUGUAGGGAAGUUUUCGUGUGCAGAUGAAGUUCUUGCAGUUGGCGACUUGUUCUACGCGAAGGUAGAGGAAGAAUGGGUCAUGCAAACGGGAGGACCCAUCAAGCAUAAAUGUAAGAGCGUCAUACAGCCAAAUCGUCUGAUUAUUCUCACUGCACAGAGAUUCAUACAGACUUUCCUGGGAGAGAAUUUCAUAGCUUUGCAUUUUAGGCGCCACGGAUUUUUGAAGUUCUGCAAUGCAAAAAAGGAGAGUUGCUUCUUUCCCAUCCCUCAGGCAGCGAAGUGUAUUCUUCAAAACGUUGAGAAGACAAAUGCUCCGGUCAUUUACCUUUCCACUGAUGCAGCUGAAAGUGAAACUAAUCUGCUACAAUCUCUAAUAGUCCUUGAUGGCAAUGUCGUGCCCUUGGUUAAAAGGCCUUCUCACACUUCAGUUGAGAAAUGGGAUGCCUUACUAUACCGGAACCACCUUGGCUCUGAUGACCAGGUUGAAGCCAUGUUAGACAAGACGAUCUGUGCGAUGUCCUCUGUGUUCAUUGGUGCAUCCGGAUCAACAUUUACUGAGGACAUACUCCGGCUAAGAAAAGAUUGGCGAUCGGCUUCAGUUUGUGAUGAAUAUCUUUGUCAAGGUAGGCGACCAAAUUUCAUUGCAGAUUUGGAGUGAAAGAUGCCAUCAUAUGGGGUCCUACCCUCCUUUAGAUCAACAUUCUUAUCGUUCACAUUCAAGUGGUAAAUCACAUUGUAAAUUGAAUUUCAACUACUAUGAUGUUUGUAUAUUAUUCGUGUAAGAUAUAAUUAAUUGGUUUUCA